UCAUAUUCCGGUUGUAAGAAACGCAUGUUGCGAAAAUGGAUGCAGAUGAUUUCGACGAUGAAGUUGAGGAAAAACCAAUUGGAUUUCACGAAAUGGGCUUAGAUGACCGUAUUCUAAAGUCUGUAUCAGAGCUGGGCUGGCACAAGCCUACCCCUAUACAGGAAAAAGCUAUCCCUCUGGCAUUGGAAGGGAAAGACAUUUUGGCCAGGGCCAGGACUGGUUCAGGAAAAACAGCAGCAUUCUGUAUCCCAGUCAUACAGAAAAUACUGGCCGCAAAAACAACCAGCAAAGAGCAGUGUGUAAAAGCUAUAGUACUGACACCAAGUAAAGAGCUGUGUAAUCAGGCCUUCAAAAAUAUCACGUCUUUAACUUCAAGUUGUUCCAGAGAAGUAAAAUGUCUGGACAUUUCCCCACAGAUGCCCCUGGCUGCACAGAAGCCCAUGUUAGCUGAGAAGCCGGAUAUUUUAGUGGCAACACCGACACGCAUCCUUGCACAUAUCCGUGCUGGAAACCUGUGUAUCAAGGAUUCUCUGGAGCUACUGAUCAUGGACGAGGCUGACCUUCUUUUUUCCUUUGGAUAUGAAAAUGACAUCAAGGGUAUCUUGGGACACCUGCCAAAAAUAUACCAAGCUUUUCUGAUGUCAGCCACUCUCAACGACAGUGUCAAGGCCCUCAAGAAAAUGGUACUCCACAACGCGGUGAUACUUAAAUUGGAGGAAUCCCAGUUACCAGAGGCCGCACAGCUGACUCAAUACCAAAUCAAAUGUGAGGAAGAGGAUAAAUUUGCUCUGAUCUACGUACUUCUGAAGCUGAAGCUUGUUCAAGGAAAAACAAUCCUGUUUGUGAAUUCAGUAAACAAAUGUUACAAAUUAAAGUUAUUUUUAGAACAGUUUGGUAUUUCUGCCUGUGUGUUAAAUUCAGAGCUUCCAGUCAACUCAAGGUGUCAUGUGGUUACCCAAUUUAAUGACAACCUGUAUGACUACAUCAUCGCCUCAGAUGAGACACUCCUCGCUGAACCAGACCCUGGGAAACAAAAAAAGGUAUUUAAGAAGGAUCGUGAGUAUGGUGUGUCUAGAGGAAUCGAUUUCCAGAAUGUGUCCAACGUGGUUAACUUCGACUUCCCUGAAACUGUUGAUGCAUACAUCCACCGAGUGGGAAGAACUGCUAGGGGAGACAACCAGGGCACAGCAUUGUCAUUCGUCAGCUUGAAAGAAAUGCCACUGUUGGAGGUAGUGGAAAGUUCACUGUCAGAAGCUUCAGCAAGUGGAGAAACAGUAUUCAAACCCUACAGCUUCAAGAUGGAGGAAGUGGAAGGCUUCAGGUAUCGAGCUAAGGAUGCCAUGAGAGCUGUAACAAAGACAGCCAUCAAAGAGGCCAGACUGAAGGAGAUAAAACAGGAGGUGCUGGCGUCUCAGAAACUCAAGUCCCAUUUUCAGGAUAACCCAAGGGAUCUACAGAUUCUGCGGCAUGACAAAUUCUUACACACUGUCAAAAAUCAGACACACAUGAGGAAUGUCCCAGAUUAUCUUGUUCCUCCAACUCUGAAGAAAAUAGGUCACCAUGGCGGGCAAGAUUCAAGGAAAAGGUCAAGGUCGUCAGACUACACUGGACCGUCUCGAGGACAGCUUAAGUACAGGAAAAAACAGGAAGAUCCACUGAAAAGCUUUGCCUUUGCUGGCUUAAGUGGGAAAAAGAAGAAAAAGAAAUGAUGUUAUUUACAGACUGUUAUUUUAUGUGAAAAAAAAUGUUAAUUAAAAAAAAAUACCACAACCAAAUUUUGUUGUAGAAGUUUUAUAU
Mizuhopecten yessoensis (Yesso scallop) is the source of this 1797-nucleotide messenger RNA. Its product is annotated as probable ATP-dependent RNA helicase DDX56. Gene Ontology annotation, cellular component: nucleolus. Lineage: Eukaryota; Metazoa; Mollusca; Bivalvia; Pectinida; Pectinidae. The record is from RefSeq and is a predicted model, not a curated record. The coding region runs from base 36 to 1709 and encodes 557 amino acids. Gene Ontology annotation, molecular function: nucleic acid binding; ATP binding; RNA helicase activity. The transcript has 16 exons.